This is a messenger RNA of Rhagoletis zephyria (snowberry fruit fly), 406 nucleotides long. RefSeq lists its product as uncharacterized. Lineage: Eukaryota; Metazoa; Arthropoda; Insecta; Diptera; Tephritidae. The record is from RefSeq and is a predicted model, not a curated record.
CAUGAUAAAAGACGACGAUGUGUUCAAUGGUCCGCGUUCAUGUAAGCAGUUGCCUAUCCGAAUUCAAUUGGCUGUAGUCCUGUACCGACUCGGUUCGUGUGGAGAAGGAGCAACAAUUACCAAAAUUGGAAGUUUGUUUGGUAUUAGCGAUGGUGGAGUAAUACAAGUCAUGACCAACAGAGUCUUUGAUGCAAUUCUUAAAAAGAAAAAUAACUUUCUGUAUUGGCCGGACCCUAUAGAACGUAGAGCUUUGGUUGUCGAAACACUUAAAAACGACCAUAAUAUUGAUGUCGACGAAGAUAGCGUGAAUGACGAUCGUGAAGCCGACGAACCUGGAGACCAAAACUUACCUACAAUUGAAGGUGUAUCUAAGCGCCUCACAUUGUUAUCCCUAAUGGAAACUUAA